UACAAGUUGUCUCCCCUCACAUUUUUCCGGAUACAAACAACUUCGUGACCGGACGUGUUAUCUGUGGAAAUUAUUUCGUACCAUUCUCUAAGAUAAACUUGAUGGUAAUCUAAAUCAUAAUGCCGAGAGGAAGAAAAAACAGGAGGAAAGGAAACGGCUCAAAUGGUAAUAAUAGUUCUGGUUCUCAGCAGCCUUCUGCAGAGCCAACAGAGCCAUCUGGUGAAGAAACAGAAAACCCAACUACAGUCACUGAUGUAGAAAUUGCUGGCAGUUCUGGUGCUGAUGUUUCAGCGACACCAGUUUUAGAAAAUCGGGAUUCUGAUGGUCAAGUUGAAAAUUCUGCUGCUUCUUUAGCAAGUGACAUUGAAGCGCUCAUCAGUGAUUAUGGACGAAGACUACAGCUGUUGUCCGAUCAUAAAGGACAUCUCCUGCAAACUUCCCAGAAUCUGAGAGCAGAGUUUGAUGAACGACUGGAUAAAUUACAACAGGAACUUACAGACAGAGUCCAUCAGAAUGUUAGAGAGCAAAGGAAUCAGAUACAAGCAAAGAUGGAACAAUGUCUCUCCAUGAAGUCUGAAAUGGAGGCUGCCAGAGCGUCAACAGAGGCAGCGUUAGCUUCAGAUGACCCGGUCCAGGUUAUUACUUCUUACCAGCGAGGAAUUGAAGCAGUCAAACAGAGUAAGAAUGUCAUUGAGGAAAUGAAACAGUCACAUGAGACUGUUAGAAUCACUCAUGAAUUUGACGUUAACUCUGAAGACUUCAUGAGCGACGGUUUGACUCUGGGGACAAUUAAAGUCACCAGGACGAAGGAAGGAUUUCCUGAACUUCCGAUUGAUUCUGAUCCUUCUGAAGUAUAAAUCAAAUACUCUGUACCAACACAACAGUCAAUUUUAUAUUAGUCAUACUGACUUAUAUACAAGUCGAAAACAGGUCAAAGUUCAACAGAUCAAAUCCUUGUUGAACGAGUCUGACAAUUAAUAGCCCCAUUUGUCUGAUGUAGACACGCCAGACAAAUGGCCAUUUCUGAAUUAAGACCAAGAAAAUUUUGUUGUGUGUGUUUAGGUGUUGUAAGUAUGUACACUGCUUAGUUCUUAGUGUCUGUUUUAAUAUUAGUUGGAGCUUAAAAUGGACGGACUAUUAUACCAGGAACUUAAGCUUGUGGUCUUCAAAGUCCACGAUUGGUGAAGUACUUGAAACUUGUACUAAAUUAUAACAUAUCUGUUGAUUAACCCAUAGACCCCUAUCCUUAGGCUCCCAUAAAUUAGGGUAGAUAUGGAUGGUCGGAUGGCACAUUGGCAACACAUAUUUAGGUCGUUUUCGUUUUUGCGGUCCAAACGGUUAGACCACUUGGACCGGUGUUAUUCGUUUAUGUAACAAUGACGGACCUGGUGAUUUUAUAUUGUUUUCAGACGAGCCUUGACAAAGACUCCCAAGGCCUGUAUUAACAUUUGCAGGUCCGUCAAGAUAUAUGUUUGUAAUAUUACAUUUAAAAACUGACAAACCGGUUUGUCCGCAUAAACGAACAGGCCCUUACUUUUCACCUAGGCGACCAGGGUUCGAUUCCCUGAUCAGAAGUGAAAAGGGAUCAUAUGGAGGUCACCUGCCCAACCACAUGGGUUUUCUCUGGGUAUUCCGGUUUCCCCCCACAGCAAGACCCCUCUGGCUCAACAGGAGUGAUUCAUAUAAGUUGAUAGAAAUUGUUUCCCAAUUGCUGCAAAAUGUUGUUGACCAUAGUAUGGUUUAAAAAUGUAUAAUGUAUGGACCACUUCAUUUGCCAUUUUUGUAUCUGAUAAGCUUUGGUUUGCAAAUAUCAAUCGCAAGGCUUUCAUAAGAACAUCUAUCCAUCUAACAUAUUCCAGCAAGUUUUUUUUCCUUUCCAUGAAAUGGAUUAUCACAUUAUCUUAUCUCUGUCUAACAAUGGUCAUUGUUUAGACUUUGUGUUAAGGUCUGUUUUUGUCAGUAAUUUGUUUAUAUUUAUGAGUGGAUCAAGGAUCAUUUGGUGUCCCAACAUUGGUGUUAUGGAGUUAAAUUGUAAAUGCUCUUGAAAUUCUGUUUAUUUCUGACUUGAUUUAAAGUACUCACACAAUUCAUUGAUCAGAUUUAUAGGAUCUUGAUAUUUUGUUUCAGAAUAUCACAGUAAAAUCAAUUAUUGGUUACCAAUCCAAUUCUAGUUUAUUGAUGUACAAGAAAUUAUUUUUUAACACAAUACAACCCUUAUUAAAGAUUUUUAUAUAUCAAAAGGUUAUUAUGUUUAAAACAUAUUUAAUUGCAAUUUAUUAACAUAAUUUGUAUUUACAUUUUACAUAAUUUUUUUGUUUAUCAAGAAGAAUUGUGAAAUCCUUUUUACCUGUAAUCUUUGUUCAGAAAAAGGUGCAAUGGCCUGUAUCUGCUUGUGAAUCACUUUAUCCUUCUAAAACAGGAGGGGUUGGCAAGCAUGCUAUUUUAGGAACUUGUGAAGACAACAAAACAACAUACAGAUUAUGUAAGUCCCUUUAAUAAGAAUAAAUUAGAUGAGAAACAGACAUCAAUAAUAAAAUGUUACAUGUAUGGCAAGUGUUAAAAUAAGUUCUGAAGUAAAAUGUACAGGGAUUUGUCCCUGGUAUGUGUCAGUACUCUAACUACGGCACCAAAGUAAUAUACUUAUUACAGGAAUCCUGUACAAAUGUAAAUAUUACAGGAAGUAUGUAAUAAAUUAACUUAAGGAUUCCUCAAACUCUUCUUACAGGAAGUCUGUAAAAUUUUAAUUAUUACACGACGUCUGUUAAAUUUUAUUUCUUAUGGAAAAUUUCCAAAAUUCUAAUUCUUACAGGAAGUCUGUAAUAAUUUUAAUGAAUCCUGCCAGAAUGUUACUUCAUAUAGUGCUAAGUCUGACAAAAUCUGUUAAAUACCAUUUUUGGUCAUUUUGAUUUAUUCAGAUGUAAAAAUUAACCUUGUUUGCUUGAUAAAUUAUUUCAUUUUUAAAGACUUUAAUUAUUUAUUGAACAUCUUUAAGGAAUUCAUCUGAAUUGUAUACAUUAAUUGUCAGAGUAUAUAUGUAUAUAAAGUGUGUGUGUUUUAUGAUUUUCAUAGUUUAUGUUUUAAGUUGAUUUUGUGUUUUGUAUUUAAGUCCCUACAUAGGUACAUCAGAUUUUACAACUAAAAUUACAAACUUGUUAUACGUAUAUGUAUUGUUUAACACUUAUCAUCAAUAAAAGAGCUAUAAAAAGGCACAAAAUUUACCGACUUCCUUAAGUAUUUUCAUGAAUAUAUUGGAAUGGUUCUGCAUGCCAAUCGAUCAAUUUUCCAAAAUUGUGAAAUCUUCCAGAGAUCAUUGACGGACAUUAAAGUCCUGAAUUAAUUGGUCCCGACUCACCAUGUAGAGGGCUAGUAUUAUAGUAGAGGGCAUUUAUUAAACAAUUGUAACCCUGGUAAAUACUAGCCGCAAUAUACCGCUCGGCUAGAGAGAUUUCUUUAGCUCGAUCAGUUGUGCGUAAGACUAGUAUGCCAGAGGUUCCGGGUUCGAUCCCUAGCGGAGACAGUGAUUUAAAUUUAAUUAAUCCUGCGCUAUUACACAAUAAUAUCCCUUAUGUUGUAAAAUUUGUUUUUAUUGAUCAGAUUACACAGUAAAAUCUCAAUAGAACACUCCUCAUUUAAUUUAUCUCGCUUUCUAUGAUAAUAGUAGUAAUUGGUGGAAGAAAUACAAAUUUUUAUAACAUUAUGUAAUUGAGCUGUAAUGUAUGUACCAUGUUUACCAGGCAGUCAGCCCAUGUCUUGUAAUAAGCCCACCAAUAUAUCCAAUACUGUUCAGUAGAAUGAUGAAACAAAACAAUAUUUCAGUAUCUUGUAGUAAUUUUAUCGCCCGACUAAAUUUAUAUGAUGAAAGCUCCGAUUUUUCUUGCCAAACUUAGCAAUAAGAUAAUCAUGUCAGUACUUUUGAUGCAGGAUGUUUUAAAUUUGUUAUUUUGCUAAAUAAAAAAGAAUAAAAACAUCAAAUAUUAAAAGUUUUCCCUCGUAACAACCAAUGUAUUUAAUGGAUGUGAUACAAACAAUAUACAGAAAUGUAUUCAAGAUUGACUGGUACAAUUUUUGCAGUAACGAAUUUGAAGGAAAAUAUUGAAAUUUACAACCAUGUCCCAUGAAGAUAUUUCGGUUUUUUUGUCUGUAAAAUCUAACGAAACAAUAUCAUAGUUAAAAUAGCACAAAUACAUGUAUUACAAAAAAUCUGAUAUGAUUUUAAUUUCCCUGCUUGAAAUGUCUUGUGAACAUACUUAAAUACCAUGAAAUGUGUGAAGAAAUAUUGUAAAUACAAUGUAUAGAUAAUGAUACAUGGUCACCAGGAAGCAUUCGAUGAUGAAAAUUUCUUUCAUGACAUUAAACUGAAUACAAUAUUCUCAUACCAUAUUUAACCCCAAAUCAGCCCCUGUCCACAAAUAAACCUUCAGUUUGCAGAACCGUCAAUUUUAAAAUAGUAAGCUGAAAUUGGUUCAAAAAUAAGCUGUACCCAAACUUGAAUAUUAACUUUUUCAAUAAGGGAGGGAUAAAUAUCGUACUGAACUUUAACACUGAAGGAGGGGCUUAUUUGAGGAUAAAUACGGUACUAAACUUUAACACUGGAGGAGGGGCUUAUUUGAGGAUAAAUACAGUACUAAACUUUUACACUGGAGGAGGGGCUUACUUGAGGAUAAAUACAGUACUAAACUUUAACACUGGAGGAGGGGCUUAUUGGAGGAUAAAUAGAGUACUGAACUUUAACACUGGAGGAGGGGCUUAUUGGAGGAUAAAUACAGUAAAUUAAUAAUUUCUCAUGACCAAAGUUAGUCAAACAAUGAGUCUACUACAGUAUAUUUCCUGUUGUCACCCAAAUAUCACUGGUAUUAUCUAGGCAAAUGAAAUAUUGCGAGCAUUCAUGUUUAAUCUAGUGUCAGGAAAGUCAGUUUUACAAGAAUUAUUACAGUAUCACCAGUCUCUGGUGUUAAGUUAUACUUCAAAGAAACUACCGAAAAAAUUCCCAUCAUUCUGUACCAUUGUACAAUAAUACUUUCCAAUCCACAGCAAGCACCUGUCUUUUAAACUUUUAAAAGUGAGGUAAAAAUAUAUACACUGUAUUACGAAAUAAGAUGGUUCAUUAUUCGAACCAAACAGCAGCAUUAAUAUCUCUGUUGCUCCCUUUAUAAGCAAGGCGUAUACAUUAAAAGUCAAAUCUGAAGAUAUGUACAGUUUUGUGUAUAUAGUAACAAGUAUCUUCAUAACUAUGAUGAAACAAAUGCAUGAUGAGGAUCAGAGUUGAGAAAAAAACAACUGAAAAGACAAAAAAAAAAAAAAAUCUUUACAUUAAUGGUAAUUUGCUACGUCGCCGACAAGACUUUUUCAUAUUUUGUGCAAUGAAAAAAGCUACAUACUUCAUACUAUAACAACCCUCCACUUUUAAAUUUCAAUAGAAGAAACAAUUACCGUUAUCACAUUCUACCAUGAUCUGCCUCUAAAUUUUGUAAUUUUCAGCCUAUAAAGUGACUGUUUUUGUGCAUAAUUAUUUGUUUUAAUUUCUUUGUUUUAUCAAUAAUUAGAUAUAUUUAUAUAUCAUGCCUUUUAACGCAUUUUUGUGAAAAGUAGUGGUAACACUAUCGACAAUGUAGCAUCUUCUAACAUGUAUUUUAAUAUAUAUAAAAAAAAUAAAAGACUUUCUCAAUAGAGGAAAAUGAAUAUGAUUUUAUAAAAAUCAUCCAAAGUUCCCUAUUUAAGAUAAAACUUUACAUAUUUUGCCUAUCAAAUAUAUUUUACUUGGUAAGUUGACAAAAAAAAUAUCACAAGUUAAUCAGGUAGAUUUGACUUAAAAUACAACUAUACUGUGGCAGAUUAACUAGGACAAAAAUCAUUGUUCAUAACUAAGCAGCAGAUAUCGGUAAUAAAAUACAAUUUCAAAACGCUGUUUAAAAAGGACAGGUAUUUUAUUUUGAUAAGUUUGUGGAAGUCUGCUCAUAAAUUGAUUUAACAGGAUCAAUGUAUACUGGUAUAGCAACAUGUAUAACAGGCCUUGAACAUGCCAAAGCUAAUAUUUAUGUAUACUGACAGAUACUGAAAAUGAAACAUUCUUAAAAAAAA
Molecule: messenger RNA, 6078 nt
Organism: Pecten maximus
Lineage: Eukaryota; Metazoa; Mollusca; Bivalvia; Pectinida; Pectinidae
Exons: 2
Coding region: 120-857 (245 amino acids)
Source: RefSeq, a predicted model, not a curated record